Notothenia coriiceps (black rockcod) is the source of this 4339-nucleotide messenger RNA. It is a transcript of the gene ddr2a, whose product is annotated as discoidin domain receptor tyrosine kinase 2a. Gene Ontology annotation, molecular function: ATP binding; collagen binding; protein tyrosine kinase collagen receptor activity. Gene Ontology annotation, biological process: cell surface receptor protein tyrosine kinase signaling pathway; multicellular organism development; protein phosphorylation. NCBI's taxonomy places the organism in Eukaryota, Metazoa, Chordata, Actinopteri, Perciformes, Nototheniidae. Gene Ontology annotation, cellular component: plasma membrane; signaling receptor complex. The record is from RefSeq and is a predicted model, not a curated record. The coding region runs from base 1 to 2403 and encodes 800 amino acids. The transcript is spliced from 15 exons.
AUGAUGUUGGACUUUGAGGAGGGCGAUGGCGCUUGGUGUCCAGAGAUAACAGUGGAGCCAGACAGCCUGAAGGAGUUUCUCCAGAUCGACCUGCGCUCGCUCCACUUCAUCACCCUCGUGGGCACCCAGGGGCGUCAUGCGGGCGGCAUCGGAAACGAGUUCUCCCAGAUGUACAAGAUUAAGUACAGCCGCGAUGGAAGCCGCUGGAUCUCGUGGAGAAACAGGCAGGGCAAGCAGGUGAUUGAAGGAAACAGGAACGCGUACGACAUCGUGCUGAAGGACCUCGAGCCGCCAAUCAUCGCUCGCUUCGUCCGCUUCAUGCCCGUCACCGAUCACUCCAUGAACGUCUGCAUGAGAGUGGAGCUCUACGGCUGUGAAUGGCUGGAUGGUCUCGUGUCGUACAACGCUCCAGCAGGAGAACAGAUGAACUUGCCGAUUCAUCCUGCGUCUCUCAACGACUCUGUCUAUGAUGGAGCGGUCAUCCACAGUAUGACGGAGGGCUUGGGCCAGCUGACUGAUGGAGUGUGUGGCCUGGAUGACUUCACACUCAGUCACGUCUACAAUGUCUGGCCCGGCUAUGACUACGUGGGUUGGACCAACGAGAGCUUCCCCAGUGGAUAUGUUGAAAUCAUGUUUGAGUUUGACCGCAUACGCAACUUCACUACCAUGAAGGUCCACUGCAACAACAUGUACUCGCGGCACGUGAAGGCUUUCCGCCAGUUGUUGUGUUUCUUCCGCUCUGAGGCAGACUGGGAGGCCUCGCCGCUCUCCUUCAUCCCCGUGGAGGACGAGAAGAAUCCCAGCGCUCGCUUCAUCACCGUCAACCUGUUCAAUAACAUGGCCAGCGCCAUCAAGUGCCAGUUCUACUUUGCAGACGCCUGGAUGAUGUUCAGCGAGAUCACCUUCCAGUCAGAUACAGCCAUGUACAACACAACGCUGACUACAACCAAGACAGGACUGCCUCCUAACAUACUACCAGAGGACGACCCCACCCACAAAAUCGAUGACAGCAACACCCGGAUCCUGAUUGGCUGUUUAGUGGCCAUCAUCCUCAUCCUCUUGGUCAUCAUUGUCAUUAUCCUGUGGAGGCAGGUGUGGCAGAAGAUGUUGGAGAAGGCCUCUCGCCGGAUGCUGGACGAUGAACUAACUGCUAGUUUGUCAAUACAGAGUGAAACGUUCGCCUACAACCACAACCAGUCGAGCACAAUCAGCGAGGAGGAGUCUAACGCCACCUACGAACGUAUCUUCCCGCUCGGCCCGGACUACCAGGAGCCUUCACGCAUCAUAUGUAAACUGCCGGAGUUUUCUCAGAGCUCAGAGGAGUCUGCUUCUUCCAGCACAGCAGCGUCUAAAUCCACCUCAACGACUGCAGUGCAAGAUGGCGCCCCUCACUACGCAGAGGCCGACAUUGUGAACCUGCAGGGUGUGACAGGAAGCAACACGUACGCCAUCCCUGCGCUGACUAUGGACCUGCUGUCAGGGAAGGACGUUGCCGUGGAGGAGUUCCCCCGAAAGAUGCUCACGUUCAAAGAGAAGCUGGGAGAGGGCCAGUUUGGAGAGGUGCACCUGUGUGAAGCAGACGGGAUGCAGGAGUUCAUGAAUAAAGAGUUUUUAUUUGACAUCCCCGUGGAUCAGCCAGUUUUAGUGGCUGUGAAGAUGCUCCGUUCAGACGCCAGCAAAAAUGCAAGGAAUGACUUCCUGAAGGAGAUAAAGAUCAUGUCACGUUUGAAGGAUCCCAACAUCAUCCGCCUGCUGGCUGUGUGCAUCCACAGCGACCCUCUCUGUAUGAUCACAGAGUACAUGGAGAACGGAGAUCUCAACCAGUUUCUGUCCCGCCACGAGCCCGAGGGACAACUCGCUCUGCUCAGCAACGCACCUACUGUCAGUUUCAGUAAUCUGUGCUAUAUGGCGGCUCAGAUAGCAACGGGGAUGAAGUACCUCUCCUCUCUGAACUUUGUCCAUCGAGACUUGGCCACGCGGAAUUGCCUGGUUGGUAAAAACUACACGAUAAAGAUUGCUGACUUUGGCAUGAGCAGAAACCUGUACAGUGGGGACUACUACCGCAUCCAGGGCCGAGCCGUGCUGCCGAUACGCUGGAUGUCAUGGGAGAGCAUCCUGCUGGGUAAGUUCACCACAGCCAGUGAUGUGUGGGCCUUCGGGGUGACUCUGUGGGAGAUACUGAACUUCUGCAAGGAGCAACCCUACUCUCAGCUCACUGACGAGCAGGUGAUAGAAAACACAGGGGAGUUUUUCAGGGACCAAAAAAGACAGAUCUACCUGCCUCAGCCUGUGCUGUGUCCGGACUCGCUCUACAAGAUCAUGCUGAGCUGCUGGAGGAGGAACACAAAGGAAAGGCCCUCCUUCCAGGAAAUACACCGAGCCCUCCUGGAUAUACAGCCUUAAUCUGGGGCAAUAUUUAAGACAGUGUUGGUGCAAGACAAGAGUAAACUAUGAUUCAAACACAAUCCAGGUUAGAGCUAUCAUAUUUCAGUAGAGAAAUAUGAUGAGAGCCUCCUGCUACGACUGUUUCAUGGACUCUACAAACAUGGACUACCAAAGACUUUUGAUGUGUCUCAGUUUGAGUUUAAUCGGCACAAUCACGUUAGCUAAGGUGUUUUAUAGACAUACAAGUAUUCUCAAGGUUGUGAGGUGUGUUGAUGAAGCCAAAAAUUAAAUGUAGCAAUUGACAUUCGGCACUUUUAAAAAUGUAUUUUAUUUUCAUUUUAUCAUUUCAAAUUUCCCAUGUAACAGUGUUUGAUUACACUGUUGAAAAACUUGUGUUUUCUUUGGAAGACUGCUUGAAUGUAGAGAGUGAAAGGUGGAGCCAACCAUUACGGUUGCAUUUCAAACAUUUCAUCUCAGUUUUAAAGCUCCACUCAUUGAGAAUAUCAUCAAGUAUCUCAGUGUUUCUCAUCUCCCUGCAGUCUUUCAUCUGUGAUUUGAACAUGAACUGUACAUGACUGUGUUUGUUUAAAAGAUACGUCUUAAUCUCAAAUAACAAUAUUUUGUAUUGAUAUUUAUAUGUUUAAAUUUGUUUUUCUGUUCAUCUUUCGUCGCUAUAUUUGUAAAUUAAUAUUCUCUUUAAAUUGACGUGUUUGGAGCAUCAUAUUUUAUGUGGUUCUGUAACUUUCCUGCUCACUUUUGGGAUCUACCAAACAUUUGUUCUUUUCUACUUUCAACUGUUAUCAUUUUGCAUUCAUCACAAACUAAUAUCACAAUUUGAUAGGUGAUCAGAUGUUGCAACAUGCUUAUUUUGAACACAGGCUGUGUUUUGAUAUGUUGGUUUAAAGGGGCCCUGUUAUGCUUUUUCUGAGAUGUCCCUUUCCUGUAGUAUGUUAUAUAGGUUUUUCUGCAUGUAAAUGGUCUGCAAAGGCUAAUAUCCCAAAGUUCACUCACAUUGUACUUGACAGGCUAAGGGGCGGGACAUCUCUAAGUGGUUGACGAAUCACAACAGAGUCGGCCAGCUAACCAAUCAGAGCAGACUCUGCUCUGGUUUCAGACAGAGGGUGAAAAGAGGUGCUGCAGCACAGGCACAAUAGGAAAAAUAAAGACCCUUUUCAACAUUAAAGCAUGGAAACUGAAAAGUAGCAUAAUGGGGCCCCUUUUAAUAAUAGGCUAUGUGUCAUUAGGAAGGUGCUAGCGAAUGUGUUGUGAGUGUUGAAGAAGUGAAUGCCUGCUUAUGGUUCGAUUACGUUGACAAAGAAAGUGUAUUUCCUUUUUAAAUGAGAAAGGUGAAGAAAAUGUAGAAAUACAACCAGCCGAAGACUCAUCUGCAAUUUUAGUUAUAGUUUGUUCUUUCUUUUGUUGAUGUAUACUGGAGUCGUUUCUCUUAUUUCCUCAUACUUCUGUGUAUAACUAUCUACUAGCUUGAAUUUAAUACUGCAUACCACUGUUGUUUUUCAGCCACUUCAGCUGUAUUUUACAGGCUCUCCCCUCUUAUCAGAGGCCUUUGUCCCACUCACCUUCUCCAUAAAAGAGACUCAUAUCUGCCGUUAUGUGUUUCAACUUUUAUGUGUCCUCCAUAUCUCUCUGUGUGAGGUGAAAUAAUCUUUAUGUCUAAGUUAACCAUGAUAUGCAUUUUGGAUACCCAUUUGAUCGAUGUGAAGCAUUUGGUGAUUCCCAUUGGAUAAAUUAAUAUCUUCACUAAAUGUUUUAUUUUCUCUUUUUUGAAUUAAAUGACUAUAGCAGAUGUAUAGUUGUAAAAGUGUAGUGGCACCCCAACAGAUUUCACAAUUGGUUUAAUUACACAUUUGUACUCAACGCUUUUCAGUGAAAAUGAUUCUAAAUAUGUUGUACAUUGGUUGAAAAAACACAAAUAAAAAUUAAACUGGGAACUCUA